Molecule: messenger RNA, 1665 nt
Organism: Tuber melanosporum (Perigord truffle)
Lineage: Eukaryota; Fungi; Ascomycota; Pezizomycetes; Pezizales; Tuberaceae
Exons: 10
Coding region: 185-1528 (447 amino acids)
Biological process (GO): microtubule cytoskeleton organization; mitotic cell cycle
Cellular component (GO): microtubule; cytoplasm
Molecular function (GO): GTP binding; structural constituent of cytoskeleton; GTPase activity
Source: RefSeq, a predicted model, not a curated record
CCCAUCGUCAUCCUCCCUUUCCUCACCACCCACUCUCUUGCCACCAAUUCAUCUAUCAUCCUCCAUCCCUUUUAUCAUCCUCUGCCCCCCUCCGUCUUACCAUCUCCCUCUUAAGUCCUAUUAUCAAGCUUCUCUACAGCUUGCCUUUUUUUGCGCUCUUAAGCUUUCUUCAUCUUUAACCAGAAUGCGUGAAAUUAUUCAUCUCCAAACCGGACAAUGCGGUAACCAAAUUGGAACUGCUUUCUGGCAAACCAUCGGUGGAGAGCAUGGUCUUGACGGGUCUGGAGUCUAUGGAGGAACCUCUGAUAUUCAAUUGGAGCGUAUGAGUGUAUACUUCAACGAGGCUUCUGGAAGCAAGUAUGUGCCACGUGCGGUGCUCGUUGAUCUUGAGCCUGGUACCAUGGAUGCGGUUCGCUCGGGUCCUUUUGGCCAACUCUUCCGCCCUGACAACUUCGUCUUUGGUCAAUCUGGUGCUGGUAACAAUUGGGCCAAGGGUCAUUAUACUGAGGGUGCCGAACUCGUUGAUCAAGUAUUGGAUGUCGUCCGUCGUGAAGCUGAAGGAUGCGACUGCCUUCAGGGUUUCCAGAUCACUCACUCACUCGGCGGUGGCACUGGUGCCGGUAUGGGUACCUUGCUUAUUAGCAAGAUUAGGGAGGAGUUUCCCGACAGAAUGAUGUCUACCUUUUCAGUUGUUCCCAGCCCUAAGGUCAGCGAUACUGUUGUGGAACCAUAUAACGCCACUCUCUCUAUUCACCAGCUAGUUGAAAACUCUGAUGAGACUUUCUGUAUUGAUAACGAGGCUCUUUAUGAUAUCUGCAUGCGAACGCUUAAGCUUGCCGCUCCAUCCUAUGGAGAUCUCAACCAUCUUGUUUCAGCUGUCAUGUCGGGUGUCACCACUUGUCUUCGUUUCCCUGGCCAAUUGAACUCUGACCUCCGCAAACUUGCUGUCAACAUGGUUCCUUUCCCCCGUCUCCAUUUCUUCAUGGUUGGGUUCGCACCUCUCACAUCGCGUGGAGCCCACUCAUUCCGUGCUGCCACUGUUCCAGAACUCACCCAACAAAUGUUCGACCCGAGAAAUAUGAUGGCUGCUCCCGAUUUCCGUAAUGGACGCUAUCUCACCUGUGCUACUAUUUUCCGUGGAAAAGUUUCUAUGAAAGAGGUUGAGGACCAGAUGCGCAAUAUCCAGACUAAAAGCUCCAGUUAUUUUGUUGAGUGGAUCCCCAACAACGUCCAGACUGCCCUUUGCUCGAUCCCACCUAAGGGAUUGAAGAUGAGCGCUACCUUUAUCGGAAACUCUACCAGUAUCCAGGAAAUGUUCAAGCGUAUUGGUGACCAGUUUACUGUCAUGUUCAGGAGGAAAGCUUUCUUGCAUUGGUAUACUGGAGAGGGUAUGGAUGAAAUGGAGUUCACUGAGGCCGAGUCCAACAUGAAUGACCUGGUUGCUGAGUACCAGCAAUACCAAGAUGCCGGAAUCUCUGAUGAUGAGGGAGAGGCAUACGAGGAGGAGUUGCCCGCUGAUGGCGAAUGAUAUCUGAUUGAUCUGCCUCUUGACCGUGCUAGUUUAGAGCAAUAGGGGAGGAGGAUGGAAGCAUGAUCGGAGGUGGAUCUGUAUGUUUUAUUCAUUCUUACUGUAUCGGAUUUAAUAUCUAUACCCAUCUUUGUGUG